Cryphonectria parasitica EP155 is the source of this 231-nucleotide messenger RNA. RefSeq lists its product as uncharacterized. The annotation marks the transcript as partial. The transcript has a single exon. The record is from RefSeq and is a predicted model, not a curated record. Lineage: Eukaryota; Fungi; Ascomycota; Sordariomycetes; Diaporthales; Cryphonectriaceae.
AUGAAGUGCAAAGAGUGCCGUUUGAGUGAAACAAGAAUUCCCUGGCUUUCUCUUUUGGAACCGUGCCAUGCCGUGCCGUGCCGAUACGAUGCCGUAAAAAUUCGAGCCCACAACGCCUAUGUGUUGGAAUGCAAUGAGGUAGGUCCCUUUUUAAAAGUGGACAACAAGAAGAACAACUCAUCUACCCGCCUCCUUUAUAUCAUGGGACCGUCUGGGUGCUGGUGUGGGUUC